AAGAAAUCAGUUCAGAACACACACUCGUCGUCCUCAUUCCUCUCCCUCGUCUCUUCCCCAAAUCCGCUGCCGCCGCCGCUCCUCCGCCCUGAAUCGUCCCAAUCCAAAUCAUCCCCCAAAUCGUCUUCUCUGGUUCAAGUAGCUGCGUGCGUGGUGCCUCUGCGACUCGCCGGUCUCCAGUUCCAAGCUGACCGGAAUCUGAAGAACGGAUGUUACACUCGGUGUGUGGGAGCCGGGUCGCCAGAGUACCUUGCGGAUAAGGUUGAAGAGUUGGCUUCCAUGAAACUGAAACAAAGAAAACCGGGUUUUGCAAUCACUGAGGAGCUUAUCAUAUGUUUUAUUGGGUUGUUUUCUUUGUUAUCCGCUAUAACAGUCCAUGUUCCUCUUGCAUUUGCCGCUUCUUCAGUAAAGUAUCACAAUGUGAAAAGUAGUAGUGGCUUCACUAGCAUCUACCCAAGUAACAAAGCUGCAAUCCUGGAGUUUAAGUCUCAUUUGCAAGACCCUUUUCACCAUCUGUCCAGCUGGACUAACGAGAAUGGCUCCGCCAGCUGGAUCGGCGUCACCAUCUCCAACCAAACCGGCCGGCUCACGUCCCUUAACCUCACCGGACUCAGCCUUUCCGGUCAGCUCCAUUCCUCUCUCUGCAACCUCACUUCUCUCGAAACUCUCGUUUUGUCAAACAAUGCAUUCUUUGGCUCGGUUCCCACUUGCUUGCCAAACCUCAAAAUCUUGGAUCUUAGUCACAAUGCCUUCAAUGGCUCCAUCCCGCAAGCGCUAGCAAUACUCAGCCAGGUGGCAGUGCUCGACCUUAGCCACAACGCGUUCGGCGGUGAAAUCCCGGCUUGGGUUGGUAAUUUCUCUUCGAGACUCGAAAAACUUAAUCUCGAGUCCAAUAAUUUACAUGGCGAGAUUCCCGAUAGCUUGUAUGACUCAAUGUCUUUGCAAUACUUAGAUUUGUCGCACAAUUACUUAACAGGAAAUCUCGGUGAAUUUCAUGGGGCAUUAGUUUAUCUUGAUUUGGAGUUCAACUUGCUAUCUGGUACUUUACCCUGUUUUUUAACCUCGUCUCAAUCUCUCUCGGUGCUUAACUUGGCCUGCAACUCGAUCGAGGGCGGUGUACCAGCCUGCAUUGCCAGCUGUCACGGCCUCAGGCAACUCAACUUGUCAUUCAAUGACUUGCAAUACGGGAUUUCUCCAAGAUUAGUUUUUUCAGACAAAUUAAUUGUCCUGGACUUGAGUUUCAAUAGUCUGUCGGGCAAUCUUCCCCAGAAUAUUAUCGGGACCCCUGAAAAAUCGAGCCUUUUAAUCUUCGAUUUGUCCAACAAUCAGUUCACUGGCGGAAUCCCGCCAGCCAUUACCGAGUUGAAAAACUUGCAGGCUUUGUUUCUUUCCCAUAAUCGCCUAAUGGGCGAGAUUCCUGAUAGAAUUGGAAACUUAACAUAUCUUCAAGUCAUAGAUUUGUCUCACAAUUUGUUAUCGGGCUCGAUUCCUUUGAAUAUCGUGGGUUGUUUUCAGUUACUGGCGUUGAAGUUGAAUCACAACAAUCUUUCGGGCGAAAUUCCACCAGAACUCGACGCGUUAGAUAGUUUGAAGAUAUUGUCUCUAAGCAACAAUCACAUUUUCGGGGAGAUUCCUGUAACAUUGGCAGGGUGCAAGUCGUUAGAGGUCGUGGAUUUGAGCUUUAACUAUCUGUCGGGUGCUUUGAAUGAUGCCGUGACCAAAUGGUCGAAGCUCAGAUUCCUCUCUCUAUCACACAACAUGUUCAAUGGAUCCCUUCCUAGUUGGUUGUUUGCUUUCCAGGAUAUCCAAAUAAUGGACCUAUCUGGAAACGGGUUUUCUGGAUAUUUACCGAACGGUACUAAUUUCAACACUAGCUCGAGUUUCAACCUCGUCGAUUUCAAACAACGGGAAUCAUCGGUUUCGUUCACUAAUCUUGACGUUCGGAUUUCAGUCACAGUAGGUGAUAAGAACGUGUUGAAUUUGAUCUUCACGUACGACUUUCCACCUGUAGUAGGAAUCGACAUUUCGGAUAACUCGCUGCAUGGAGAAAUUCCUGGCGGGAUUUUCGGGUUGCAGGGUCUCGACUACUUAAACCUCUCGUAUAAUUUUCUCGACGGGCAAAUUCCGGUAGGUUUGGGGAAGAUGUUGAGCUUGAAAGUCUUGGACCUUUCGCACAAUUCGUUUGCAGGUCCCGUUAGAGAAAACAUAUCGAGUCUUGCAAAUUUAUCAGUCUUGAAUAUGUCGUAUAAUUGUUUAUCUGGGGUUGUGAUGGCUCGGCAGGGCUACUCGAGAUUCCCAGGAGCAUUUGCGGGUAAUCACGGUUUGUGUGUGGAGACGAAAGAUGGAUGCGAAGAACAAGGGGUUUUUUCGGCUGUGAUUGGGAAGACGAAUGCUCGUAAAAAUGAGGGUGGGCUGAUUUUGAACUGGGUGUUUUGUGUAAGUACAUUGGUCAGCUUCUAUGCAGGUAUGUUUGCUCUUUGCUGUUCAGAUCAGACCAGAAACUACAUUUUGAAGGCACAUAGCUAAUGUGGCUUUUAUGGUUAGCAUUUGCAGUUUUCAUCUUGUAAGUUGUAAUUCACUCAAACUCAUAAGAGAAUUCCACUAUUUUAUAUCACUCAAACUCUUAAGUUGGUAAACUCUUGAUGAAUGUACUGUACUGAGAAUAUCCACUUCUCUAACUACAUGGCUUUAAUCGUGUACAGUAACGUUAUACACUACAUGGC
Messenger RNA from Striga asiatica, 2723 nucleotides. The record is from the annotation of a GenBank genome assembly. Lineage: Eukaryota; Viridiplantae; Streptophyta; Magnoliopsida; Lamiales; Orobanchaceae.